GCCUUCCAAGUCAGAGCCAAAGGGGGCGGGCCAGCCUCAGAAACACCCAGCAAGACUCCUGAGAAGCCACAGCAGGGCAGCCCAGAGCAGAGCAGCCCGAGCCAGGCUUCUCAGCAGAUCGUGAGCACUCCAUCUCAGUCAACUGUGCGAAAAGGUCUGCAGUAUGGCCUGACGAAGUUCUUCGGAACACCUGAGCAAAAGGCAGCUUCUCAGCCGGUCUCAGACCUGCAGUUGACACCUUUCCACAGGAGCCACAAGAGCAGAGCUCAGCUCGAGUCCGAAGCAUCUAAGGCCGGGAAGAGGAAGCCUCAGAAAGGUCGCAUCGAGAUGACAGCCAAUCGAAAGAAGCUCAUUGCUCAGGACUUGGCUGAGUCCAAGUCUCAGUUUUCCAACCUGAGCGAGUUCUGGACUGCCAUGAUCGCGAAGCAUGGCUUGUCGAAGAAACAGCUCAGCAGGAUCGUCAGGCAAAGUGAUGCCUAUGCAGCAAUGAGCCAGAAACCUCUUCUGCAAGGAAGCUCUAAGAACAAGAGGCGAGUCAGGGUUUCAGGUGCUGGCCGGAAGGCGCCUUACCCUGAGGUCCUUGCGACCCUUUCUCAGUGGCUGGCUGUUGAGCGAGCCUGUGGCCACACCAUCACCCACCAGGACUUCUUCCAGGAGUUCUUAUUUCAGCUCAGGCUCUCCGCCACGAAGUCUCAUCUUCGGGCAGAAGAUCCGGGCCUCAGCAACCUCAAGAAGGCUGAGUUCCAGCAGGAUGCUGAGGACAAAGAGACCAGGGCUCAGAAGCUGAGCAAGAGCAAGGCCUACCGAAGGAGCUUCACUCAGAAGCUCCUCCGAUGGACCAAGGCUAAGUUCACCACCUCAGAGGUCGUGAGCAACAUUAGCAGCCUUGAGUCCCAGGUCAGGUGCAAGCUCACCUGGCAAGAGUUUGACUGGUGCCUCUGGCUGGCCAGCCUCAGCUCUCUUGCUGAGCUCUCUUCUGAGAAGAGAGUGGCAGACCCUGAGGACUUCCUGAAGCACAGGACUGACUUAGCCAUCGGCUUCUCUGAUCAGGUGCCUCUGUGGGCUAAGGCAACAGGCCGAAAGGCCGUGUUUGCUCAGGAGGAGCUCCACUCAGCUGAGACCACCAAGGACUUUUCUGAGGUCAGGCAAGCCAUUGAGGAUGUCAUGAAGACUGACUCAGAUGCAACCUUUGAAGUGGUUCCCAUCAGCGACACAGGUGACAGCACUCCCCGAGUACAGAAAGCCCUCAGCUUCGGCUCAGAAGGGUCAGGCACCGUCCGAAAGGCCCUGAGCUUCAGCAGCCUUAGCCCAGAGAAACCUCAGCUGGCCGAGGACCAAGCAGAGGAGCAGCAGCAGCCGAGGCUCAGGCACAGUCAGAAAGGCCCUGAGCUUCAGCAAGCAAAGAAGAAACAGAAGGCACUGCCUAAGGCCGGAGCUAAGACCACCUUAGGCUUCUCAGCCGACGAAAGAUUCAGAAUCACCUACGAGGCCCGUCAGGUGCUUCUUCAAGUCGUGGCUGAGCCCAGCAAGCCAGUCAUCGGCUUAGUGGGAAAGGGCUUGCUGGUCGUGCCGGGGCAAUGGGCCCGCCUGAGCAACAUCUCUCAGGAUGGCAAGUGGAUCCAGACUGAGAGGUUCAGGGUCGGGGCUAAGGAGAAGGUUCACUCAGCUGGUGCUUCAGUCGGCAAGAUCUUGCUCAGCUAUCGCAAGCUCAGGCAGGCUCACCCUGAGCUUGUCGCUAAGCUGGACAUCAUGAGCCAGCCAGCUGCGAACGUCGACUCAGUGAUCCUGAGCUGGGUCAUUGAGGGCCAGGCCACUGAGUACCCUUGCUCAGUCUGGCAGAGGGAUUGCUUCAGCUCGGUCUUCUCAGACACGGCUGCUGAGUCGAUGGCCUUAGCCCAGCAGAUCAGCUGCUUAGUUGCUGCUAAGUGCACCUCUAAGCUCCAGAUCACGGACUCAGACUUCGCCAGAGAGUUUAAGGCUGCCGUGAGGCACAAGCUGUCCGCCCUCAGGACAGACUUCCAGGAGAAGCAGAAAGACUCAGGCGAGUCUGAGGUCUGGCGAGCAGGUGCCUUUGAGAUCGUCACCUCAGUGGUCUGGGCUGAGGAGCAGCUGAGGCAGAAGAACGAAGAGCACUCCUGGGUUGUCAGGGCAGCCGUGAGGAAUGGCCUUCUGGCCUACCGGCCGAACCCUGAGAGUGGGAAGCUCGAGCCCGUCACUGAGCAGCCUUGGGCUAAGGAGCUCGAGCUGAGGAUGGGCAGUCGUCGCUUCCCAGCUGCCUGGCUCUCAGAGAGGCUGAAGUGGCUGGACGACUCAGGCAAACCCAUCCAGGCAGACUGGUCUCUCAGCGACUCAGCUAAGCAGAUUUCCGACCUCAUCAGGUGGGAGUAUUUCAACCCUGAGGAGGACCUUGAGCAGGAGGCUGAAGAUGGAGGCUUUGACCUAGAUGCAGACCUUGCAGAGGAUCUGGACCUGAGUCUGCAGAACAGCCUUUCCCUCAGGCUGCACCCAAAGCUCAGACGUGCAGCAGCUCGCAGAGCCCUUGAGGAGGGCUAUGCUGAGAGAGUCAAGGACAUCAGGAAAAAGGCAGAGCUGAGGAGGGAGAGGCUGAAGCACAGGAAAGCCUUCAGGGGCAAGCUUCUGCAAAGCUUGAGACAAAAGCUGCUGCUGAGCAGUCGGGCAGAAGCACUCAGUGAGGUUGUGCCUGUGAGAACAGAGACCAAAGGCCAGAAACUGAGUGCAACCACCAAGCCCUCAGCGAAGAACAAGCCCUCAGCAAAGAGCAAGGCCAGCAAGUUCCUCAAGUCUUCGGCUAAGAAGAAAGCAGGUAAAAAGCAUGAGCACAAGGCCACAGUCGACAAGGUCAUUGCUAAGGUCACAGCUAAGAAGAAGAAGGAGAAGAAGGCUCAGGCCAAAGCUGAGACCAAGGCCAAAGCUGAGACCACAGAGACUGAGUCCGCAGCCCUGGCUCCUUUCCUUGAGAAAGAAGUCAUUUGUGUCUCUGAGGCUGCCGGCCACAUGCUCUUCGGCAUUAAGGGCCUUGCCUCAGACUUCCAGUCAGGUCGCUACACUGUCAUGACCGUGAGUGGCACCUUCGAGAUCAGGUCUGAGCAUCUGACCCUUUGGGAGCCCAAGACUGCUGAGUUCGUCUGGGCUCAGCUGAAAUACCUCAGCAGGGCAGACACUCAAACAAUCCUCCGGGCCAUCUCCUGCUGGCCUGAGCCAAAGCUGAGGCACGACGACUAUGCCGACCACGGCUUAGUGCCCUUCCCUCACACUGAGGAGCCAUUCUUAGUGGAGGAUCAGUGGAUCUGGCAGGGCUGGGCCAUGAUGAGCUGGUCCCUGCGAAAAGCCAAGGCAGGCUCCUUUGAGGAGUUCUCGGUGGAGUGCUUGGACCCUGGCCUUCCUCACUUGCUCUUCGAGUUUCCUGAGCACUUGCUUGAGCCACGUGAGAAUGCCGUUAAGCAAGCCUUCGGCAAUGCCCUCAGGCUUCUGGUUCCAGUGGUUAGGGCUUUGCACUGGACCUUGCUGGUGGCUCAGAGAGAGUCCCUGGACCAGACCGAGGGCUUUCAGUGGCGACUCUACGACAGCCUUCAGCAGCCAAUUCAGGCCUGCACCUUGGCUCAGGUCAGGAUUGGGAGCUUGCUCGAUCCUCAGUUCAGCCUCCCCAAGAAGACGAACUCAGCAGUGCAGCCUCAGGGGUCACUGCUCUGCGGGUUCUAUGUCUUAGCCUGGAUGGAGCAGGAAGUGAGGCAGGCCCGAGGAGAAUGGCUGAGGGUUUGGCCUGGGCUUCUGGCUAAGACUUGGAAGGAGAGGCUUCUCAAGAUGAAGCCACAUCUUGAGAAGGAGCAGAAGCUGAGGAUCGCUGAGAUCGACAAGGCCUACAAGAAGACUGAGGCAGAGAGAAAGGAAGCAGAGAAGAGGGUAGCCAAAGCUCAGCACGCCUUAGACACAGCCAAGACUUCGACCAGCAAGGCUGCUGUGGCUGCUAAGGAAUCCCUCGACAAGAACGUCUUCAGGUUCACCUGGAAGCAUCUCAGCAAAGAAGCCACAGCCAAGAUUCUGGCCUUAGAGCACUCGCCAGGGAUCUGCCAGAAUUGCCGAUGGCAGACAGGCUGUCCUCAGUGCCAGGCUGAGAAAGCCCUGAGGUACCACCUCACCACUGAGGCCGCUGCUGAGGGAAAGCUGCCCUUUCAGCCAGGACUGCAACUCUGCCAUCAGCCUUUUGCACUUGUGAGCCCUUGCUUGAGACGAUUGCCCUGCUGCAGGACCCAAGGAAUUCCCUCAGUAUCUCAAAGAGAUGCUGAAGGCCAACAAGCCUCAGCCAAUUCCAGCUGA
Molecule: messenger RNA, 4335 nt
Organism: Symbiodinium natans
Lineage: Eukaryota; Dinophyceae; Suessiales; Symbiodiniaceae
Source: the annotation of a GenBank genome assembly